Cavia porcellus (domestic guinea pig) is the source of this 6348-nucleotide messenger RNA. It is a transcript of the gene Sorcs3, whose product is annotated as sortilin related VPS10 domain containing receptor 3. Bases 749 to 4381 code for a protein of 1210 amino acids. The record is from RefSeq and is a predicted model, not a curated record. The transcript is spliced from 27 exons. Gene Ontology annotation, cellular component: postsynaptic density membrane. Gene Ontology annotation, molecular function: protein binding. Lineage: Eukaryota; Metazoa; Chordata; Mammalia; Rodentia; Caviidae.
GCCCUCCCUUCGUCCCCGGGCUCGCACGCACGCGCACGCACGCACUCCUCGCGCCCCCGCACCAGGCGGGGGCAGAAGCCCGGAGGGGAGCGAGCGCCGAGUCGUGGGUCCAUCCCGCGCCCGGCUGGUGCGCGCCGCCUCCCCACGCGCAGGCUCGGGGCUCCCGCUCGGCUUUCCUGACUCGCGCAGUCGGCGCCGAAGCGCUUCCCUUUGCCUCCUCCUCCGCCCCCAGGCCAGCGUAGCUCCCGGCGCGCGGUCUCCUGCGCCCCAGAACUGGCCAGAAGAGUAACCCCGCGCGGCGAGCAGCCGCUCCCAACUCCUCGCCGGAGGGAGCAGGCUAGAGGCUGGAUUCCCGAGACUCGGGACUGGCCUGCGUUACUGGCCCCUCCUUUAGGAUUCGGCUUGAUUUUUGUAUUUGAAGGAGGAUUUUAUUACCUUAGAACUCCUUUUUACAAAAUUUCUGCAAGAGCUCCGUAGGGAAGAUUUUGGGAGAUCUUAUUUUCACAACAAACAAACAAACAAACAAACAAAAUACCGAAGGAGCAUUCGUUAAUUUUCCCUGGGUUUUGGAGUCCCCCCAGGAAGAGCGCGCGGACGAGAGCCGGCGGGGCGCGCCAGCCGGCGGAGCCCCCUCCCUGCUCCCGGCCCGACACGCUCGCUCGCCGGCGCGCGCACACCCCCUGCACCGGACCCGCACCUCCGCGGGCGCCACACACUCGGCAGCCCGAGCCGCGUUCGCCGCAGCGGGAUGGAGGCGGCGCGUACGGAGCGCCCCACUGGCUGGACGGGGGCGCCGCUCGCCCGGACCGGGCUCCUGCUCCUGUCGACGUGGGUUCUCGCGGGCGCCGAGAUCACUUGGCGCACGACAGGCUGUCCGGGGCACCUCGGGGCUUCGGAUUCGCGGCCACCGGCCCUUCCUCUUUUCUUGCCGCGGGCAGUGGUGAGCCAGUGGCCGGAGGAGCCAGCGACCGCGCAGAGAGCCGCCGCGCCAGAGCGCCUGCCAGGCGGUGAGAUGCGUGCUGAAGCUGGGGAGACGUCGCCUCCGGGCGCACCGUGGAACCAGGGUGUCCCAGCACCUGGCAAGCUGGGCGGCGCGAGGAGGAGUCGCCGGGCGCAGCCCCCCAGCGCUUUGGAGCGCGGAGACACCCGGGCCACCGCAACGGCCGAUGGCUCCAAAGGAAGCCGCCCUGUAGCCCAGGGUCCUCGGGAAGAGGUGCGCGCGACGCGGACUGGGAGCCUGGCUGCCGAGGAGCUCCGUCUGCCCAGCACCUCGUUCGCGCUGACCGGGGACUCAGCCCACAAUCAAGCCAUGGUGCACUGGUCCAGGCACAACAGCAGCGUCAUACUCAUCCUGACGAAGCUGUAUGACUUCAACCUGGGAAGUGUGACUGAGAGCUCUCUGUGGAGAUCAACAGAUUAUGGCACCACCUAUGAGAAGCUGAAUGACAAAGUGGGUCUGAAGACUGUUCUCAGUUACCUCUAUGUCAAUCCCACCAACAAAAGGAAGAUCAUGCUUCUUAGCGAUCCUGAGGUGGAGAGCAGCAUAUUGAUCAGCUCAGAUGAAGGGGCCACCUAUCAGAAGUACCGGCUCACCUUCUACAUCCAGAGCCUGCUCUUCCACCCCAAGCAAGAGGACUGGGUGCUGGCGUACAGUCUGGAUCAAAAGCUGUACAGCUCCAUGGACUUUGGAAGGCGCUGGCAGCUCAUGCAUGAACGCAUCACACCAAACAGGUUUUACUGGUCGGUGGCUGGACUGGAUAAGGAGGCGGACCUGGUACACAUGGAGGUGCGCACAGCAGAUGGAUAUGCUCACUACCUCACCUGCAGGAUCCAGGAGUGUGCCGAGACCACUCGGAGUGGCCCCUUUGCCCGUUCCAUUGACGUCAGCUCCCUGGUUGUCCAGGACGAAUAUAUCUUCAUUCAGGUCACAACAGGCGGAAGAGCCAGCUACUAUGUGUCCUAUCGAAGAGAAGCCUUCGCUCAGAUAAAGCUGCCCAAGUACUCCCUGCCGAAGGACAUGCACAUCAUCAGCACGGAUGAGAACCAGGUGUUUGCAGCCGUGCAAGAGUGGAACCAGAACGACACAUACAACCUCUACAUCUCAGACACCCGCGGCAUCUACUUCACGCUGGCCAUGGAGAACAUUAAGUGCAGCCGAGGCCUCCUGGGCAACAUCAUCAUUGAACUGUAUGAGGUAGCAGGUAUCAAAGGGAUAUUCCUGGCAAACAAGAAGGUGGAUGAGCAGGUGAAGACGUACAUCACUUACAACAAAGGCAGGGACUGGCGCCUGCUGCAAGCUCCAGAUGUGGACCUUCGGGGAAGCCCAGUACACUGCCUGCUGCCCUUCUGCUCCUUACACCUGCACUUGCAACUUCCUGAAAACCCAUAUUCUUCAGGAAGGAUCUCUAGCAAGGAGACGGCCCCGGGACUGGUGGUGGCCACAGGCAACAUUGGUCCGGAGCUCUCCUAUACUGACAUUAGUGUGUUCAUCUCCUCUGAUGGCGGGAACACAUGGAGACAGAUCUUUGAUGAAGAGUACAAUGUCUGGUUCCUAGACUGGGGUGGUGCCCUCGUAGCCAUGAAACACACGCCUCUGCCAAUAAGGCAUUUGUGGGUGAGCUUCGACGAGGGCCACUCCUGGGACAAGUAUGGCUUCACUCUGCUUCCGCUCUUUGUGGACGGGGCUCUGGUGGAGGCUGGUGUGGACACCCACAUCAUGACAGUUUUUGGCCACUUUAGCCUCCGCUCCGAAUGGCAGUUGGUGAAAGUGGACUACAAAUCAAUCUUUAGCCGGCGCUGCACCAAGGAGGAUUAUCAGACAUGGCACCUGCUCAAUCAGGGAGAACCUUGUGUUAUGGGAGAAAGGAAAAUAUUCCAGAAGCGCAAGCCAGGAGCUCAGUGUGCCCUAGGCCGGGACUACUCGGGGUCAGUGAUCUCAGAACCCUGUGUCUGUGCGGACUGGGACUUCGAAUGUGACUAUGGCUAUGAGAGACAUGGGGAGAGCCAGUGUGUCCCUGCUUUCUGGUAUAAUCCCGCAUCCCCCUCGAAGGACUGCAGUCUUGGGCAAAGUUACCUGAACAGCACUGGGUACCGGAGAAUCGUGUCCAACAACUGCACAGAUGGACUGAGAGACAAGUAUUCUGCCAAGGCCCAGUUGUGUCCUGGAAAAGCCCCUCGGGGCCUCCACGUGGUGACAAACGAUGGCCGCCUGGUGGCAGAGCAGGGACACAAUGCCACCUUCAUCAUCCUCAUGGAGGAGGGUGACCUCCAGAGAACAAAUAUCCAGCUUGACUUCGGUGAUGGGAUUGCUGUGUCUUAUGCUAAUUUCAGCCCCAUCGAGGAUGGUAUCAAGCAUGUGUAUAAGAGUGCGGGGAUCUUCCAGGUGACAGCCUAUGCAGAGAACAACCUUGGCUCAGACACGGCUGUCCUUUUCCUGCAUGUGGUUUGUCCUGUGGAGCAUGUCCACCUCCGAGUGCCAUUUGUUGCCAUAAGAAAUAAAGAGGUCAACAUCAGUGCAGUGGUGUGGCCGAGUCAGCUGGGAACCCUCACCUACUUCUGGUGGUUUGGCAAUAGUACAAAGCCCCUCAUCACCCUGGACAGCAGCAUCUCCUUCACAUUCCUGGCCGAGGGGACCAACACCAUCACGGUCCAGGUGGCUGCUGGAAACGCCCUCAUCCAGGACACGAAAGACAUCGCCGUUCAUGAGUACUUCCAGUCCCAGCUCUUGUCAUUCUCUCCCAACCUGGAUUACCACAACCCUGACAUUCCCGAGUGGAGGCAGGACAUCAGCAACGUCAUCAAGAGAGCUCUGGUUAAAGUCACCAGUGUCCCAGAAGAUCAGAUCCUUGUUGCUGUGUUCCCUGGGCUCCCCACCUCUGCAGAGCUUUUCAUCCUUCCACCCAAGAAUGUGACAGAGAGGAGGAAAGGCCAUGAGGGGGAUCUGGAAGAGAUUGUAGAAAUCUUGUUUAAUGCCCUAAACCAGAACUUGGUCCAGUUUGAGCUGAAGCCAGGAGUCCAGGUCAUUGUGUACGUCACACAGCUGACAUUAGCCCCACUGGUGGACGCUGGUACUGGACACAGCAGCUCAGCCAUGCUGAUGCUCCUGUCAGUGGUGUUCCUUGGCCUGGCUGUAUUUCUGAUCUACAAGUUUAAAAGGAAAAUUCCCUGGAUUAACAUCUAUGCUCAGGUCCAACAUGACAAGGAGCAGGAGAUGAUUGGGUCCGUGAGCCAAAGUGAAAAUGCCCCCAAAAUCACACUCAGCGACUUCACAGAGCCUGAAGAACUGAUGGACAAAGAGCUGGACACCCGGGUCAUAGGAGGCAUUGCCACCAUUGCGAACAGUGAAAGCACAAAGGAGAUCCCCAACUGCACUAGUGUGUAACAGCCACAAGCCACGUGCUCAACCACCUUUCUGACGUUUUAUUUUUGAUGACUUCUAUUAUUAUUAUAAUGGAAAAAUAAAAAUGUCUUUUUUACCUUUUGUUUACCAAGGGUCCCCUUAUAAAUAGCAGGCAGAUACUUGGCUUUGGGAGAAAAGGGGCAUUCUUAGCUGAUUCAAAUGAGAUGAAAGGAAUAAAUGUCUAUAUUUGUGCUAAGAGCAAAGGAUGCAUCUUCCCAUAGCCUCCUUACUUUAUUCUGCCAAUGGGAGUGUAAAGACUGACCUUUUCCUGUUCUCUCUCUCUCUCUUUCUUUCUCUCUCUUUCUCUUUCUCUCUCUUUCUCUUUCUCUUUCUCUUUCAUCUCUCUCUCUCUUUCUCUCGCUUUUUCUCAUUUUUAAAUUGGGUUGAUGUUUUGUUAACUCCUAACCCUCCAAACCCACACUCAAAUCAUCACCACUCCCCUACCCUGCCCCCAGCACACAUGCAAACCACGUGUCCCAUUUCCCAGUGAGAGCUGCUGGAGGUGGGCAGUGGGAGUGGGCACGGUGGCAGAGAGCCCGCACACCUUACAAAAGAGGCCCUGCCUCCUGCAUGGCCACAGUGAGGCUGCAGAUGGCUUAUUGUAUAUAACUCCAAUGUAAAUAGCUUUUUAUUUCCUAAGAAAUAAUUUAAUGUUUAGUAAAAAGGAAACAGAAAAAAGAACAAUGCGUGUGUUGGCUUAUGCACUCACCCUCCGAGCUGACCCACCUCCAGGCCUGCUUGAUGUGUUGAGCUGUGGACACCUGCCAGCUGUCUGUUACAUUUAACUACUGCAUCGCAUCUCCACAUCCACGCCAUAGCUGGUUUCCGCUCUGUGUGUAAUGGGAAGGGGGAGGGGCUCCUUCGGGGCAGUUGAUAAAGGAAGGAAGCGACAUCAUAGUACCUGGGAGCCGUGGUUUUUGUUUUUGUUUUUGUUUUUUCCCAACAGUGGCAUGCAGAAAGUUGCGAGAUGAGGGCCAGAACUACACAUUUCAAACUGCAACCCACAUCCCACAUUGCAGGGUGAGGAUUCCGUCCUAAGAGAAGAAUUUGAGAAUAUUAGACUGAAAAAAAUUCUUUUACUCUAAGAAACCAGGCAGUGGAUCUAAAGACAUGGAGAUGUAAAUGCUCAUGGCAAAUGCUUCCCUAGACUCAGAAGGUCUUCUGAGUGCAAGGUUCAGGCCCAGGCAGUAUCACUGGGCAUGAGAGGAAGUAGAGAGUUCGCAAGGAAGGUGGCAUUUGUGGAAUCACGAGUCUACACAAACCAUUCAGGCCGAAGGGAGGUCUAGCCUUUCCUGAUAUUAGUCAAAGACAAUUUUAGCAAAGCUGUGCUAUUUGCCUGUCAGAUGUACACAACUUCCUUAAAGUCAAAUGUCUGCCUUUGGUUCCCUUAAGGUGGCUACUGCCUCUGGGGUAAGUGGCUUUCCAAACCGAUACUUGCUUUUCUGUCACCUCAGCCCCUUCCCAUAUUUAGCAUACCGUUCUUUUCAGUAGAGAUACUUAAGCCCACACAGUGAACAUUGCUUUUAUUUCCAAGGUCUGCCUGAUCACACUUGUUUUAAAGAACGGUAUCUUGUGUAUAUAUAUGUGUGUGUGUUUGGGAGGAAAGACCACACUUGGUACGUGUUAAAUUCUGUGGGAUGUCACUGGCAUUCCUCUGUGAGACAAAGGGAGAAUGUGGCAGGGAGACAGCUGGCUAGCGACAGCAUAGCUCAGUAUCAAGAGUAUUUCUAGCAAAUCCUGCUGUUUUUCUUGCAAGGGUUAAAUGGAGCAGACAGUUGCAAUACUUGUACUAAACACUGGAAUACAAAUGCAUGAGUCAUAUCUAUAUAUACAGUAUAUGUACAUAUACUGUUCUUGGUUUUAUUGUUCCAUUUGAAUAUUUCUACUGUAAAAAAAGACAGUGGUUUUGAAAUUGUUGAAAAUAAAUGUAUUUUUGUACAUCAAACCUA